UAAACCCUGUUCAACUUACUGAUAUAAGUUUCAAAAAAAUAUCUAGCUGUACACAAAUACAUCAAAUCAUUUUCUGCUGUUGAAAUUGUACAAACUGAGUGAAGAUUUGGCAGAGAAUCACAAGACUUCUCUUUGCUACCAGUAGCACUCUUUUAUACAUUGGGGCAAAAUAUUUUAUCAGCUGUAUCCUGACUCUGAUACAGAAGAGCUUCACAUUGAUUUGUGUAUCCUUGACAACCCGAUGGAGUUUUGUGAUCGGUUCUUUCCGGAGUGUGUAUUGUUCUGCGCUCAACAACAUGAGAGGAUUUUUGGCCGGCCAGUGGUCACUUGUAGCUUCGAUCUAGCAGGUUGUAUUUCGUGACAUGCCGGAGGCAUUCUGCUUCUACUUCAUAUUUUAGACGUGUUUUCUAAAAGCACACUUUCCUCUGCUUCUCAUAUGUGCGGGGUUAGUUGCUGGACAGGACUAAUCGACGGAGUACCCGUGCCAAACUAAGUUCAAGUUGACGCUGUAAAGUUAUAGGUGAUUGGUUUUGCUGCAAGAUCUAUAUCUAGAUCUACUGGCGGUCGUUUCCUAUUUGCAAGCUUCAAAAUAGCUGUUCAACCAACAGUGACAAGGCAAUAGCGUAAGGGAAACAAAGCCGACAAAGGAGUAGGCCUGCCCUCGUCUUUGGGCAUUUAGGGUGGUCUGUUUCUGGUUUCCAUUUCAUACAGGGCCAGGCGUUCAAAUUGAUUCUUGAAAGUUUUGAGGAAUGACUGAGUAGCCUAGUUCUCGUACCAAUCGCGUGUUCAGUCAGAUUACUUUGCUUUGAAGUCAGGUGGUACCAAGUCCAAGGCAAAUUCGGGCUUGAUUUCCAGCAUGACCAUUUCGUGAAGUAUUCUUUUCUUUACAGCAGGGAAAUGGUCUCGCUAUUGAAUUGUGAUACCCUGCACUUUUCUGAAAUGGAUUAAACAACAAAUUGAUGGUUAGUAAAUGAUCCAUUCACCGCUGCCUGGAUGAACCUCCUGUUGCAAACAUAGAGCAAGUCAACAACUUACGAGAAAUCCAAGCCAUGCGGCGCCUGGCCCCUCACCCCAACGUGCUGGAACUGCAGGAGGUCAUUUUAAGUUAACCCUCGUCAGACCCGGGGAAAACGCCACUAUCUACCGGAGAGAAAGAUUAAGCACUACAUGUAUCAGUUACUAAAAUCUAUAGACCACAUGCAUCGAAAUGGAAUAUUUCAUAGAGACGUCAAGCCGGAAAAUAUCUUGGUAAAGGAUGAAUUGCUCAAACUUGCUGACUUUGGAUCAUGUCGAAGUGUGUACUCCAAGCAACCCUACACAGAGUACAUCUCUACGAGAUGGUACCGAGCACCAGAAUGCCUCUUGACCGAUGGCUACUACAACUACAAAAUGGAUAUCUGGAGUGUUGGGUGUGUCUUUUAUGAGAUCCUGAGUCUGCAUCCACUGUUCCCCGGAUCCAACGAGGUGGAUCAGAUUGCCAAGAUCCAUGAUGUGAUGGGCACUCCUGAUGCUAGUGUUCUCAACAAGCUGAAAAGGUCAAGGGGCAUGAACUUUAACUUCCCACCUAAGAAAGGCUCCGGAAUUGAUCAUCUUUUGACCCACGUCUCAUCAGACGCCAUUGAGCUGAUUUACCUCAUGUGUACGUACGACCCAGAUGACCGCAUCACAGCAAGAGAGGCCCUCAAACACCGUUACUUCAAGGAAAUGAGAGAUACAGACAAGAGGGCAGCGUUACUUGCAAGGCAACGAAAAACUCAGCAACAAGAAAACAAGGAAGUGAAGGAGGCUCCAGCUUCUAUACGAAAUGAUGACGAAAUCUCUGAGAAAAUCAUACAGCUCGAUGAAGACCCGUCUUCCCCUUUGAAGACUCGCAUGACAGAAAUCACCAUGUACCCUACUGUACCCAAAGCUCAGUCUCAUCCUAACCAUCCAUUCAAAGACAGAAGAAGAGGCUCCUCCGAAUCUGCCACUGCCAACAGUCCACCAUCAUCACACAAACACAAGAGAGUGACCGAGUCCCACCAGUACCCCCACCACACCGGGCUGCUGCCCCGCGUCCCCAUGCACCCGGCCACCUUCAAUCCGACCUUCCACACCUCCAGCUUCCCGACUUCCUUCAACAAGCUGCCGGGGACCACCACCACACAGUCUCUGCUACCGUCUAUCAACAACGCCUACAAACCACACAAGUCACCCACCAAAACGACAAAGGCGUUGUACAAUCAGUAUACGCUUCCUUCCCUUGACCAGAGGAGGUUCUGAAUCAAAGAGACAUCUGCAAAGAUCAAUCAUGAAUAAAGAUAAUUCUAGUGGAACAUUGCUAACCUCGCUACAAGGAACUCCUGGAAUUGUUUUGAAGUGUAGUUUUGUCUGUAAGGCCAGUUUCAAGUUCUCAAUAUAUGUCUGAGGACUUCACAGGAAACCAAUAUUAAAUUUGAAAGAAAGUUUAUAUGUUCAAUUCUGGUGAUAAAAUUAUGUCUGUGGAAAAAACACAAAAUAGUUGACGCAUAAGAAAAAAUAUAGAAAGUACAAAAGUUCCAAUGUUGCUAACAGUUACCAGAAUGUACUCGGACAUUUCUUCCAUAAAUUAAAUGAGCUUACUGUUUUGUUGUCUUUGUUGUUGUUUUUGUUUGGUUUCAUUUUAAUGCACAUUGCAAGCGAGUAUUGACAUAAGAAGUGCUCCACGUUGCUUUAAUUUGUUGACAGUAACACACAUAUAUUCUGGCUAAAGUAUUGUGAUAUCUAAGAGUGUGUGUGAUAAAUAAUGCGGCAACUGCAUGUACAGAAGGUUUGAGUGGUUGGUUGAAAUGAUGAUAAAUGGUAAUUAAAAUGAUAAUUUUUGUGAGUAGUUUUGCAUCUGGCUGUUUGGUUUUGUAAGGAAAAAGUUUGGUUGCGCUUGUGUACUUUCAUGUGUUAUUGCUCUUGUGAGUUCUGGAUCUGUUGAUUGUUCUCUGUAUUUUAUUCUUGUGGCCUUUGAGUGAAUGGGAUGUCCAGUGACCCUUUGAGCAGAUGCACUUUGUGUAUAUUAUGGUGAAUAUAUAACACUUUUGUUUAAGUCUUCAUUAAAUACUUAUUUCCAUCACUUUUUUUUCUUUUCCAUGCACUCAAGUAGUAAAUAAGUCUUUUAUAUUUUGAUUUUUUCUGACAUUUCAAGCACAAGAGAAAUCUUACUGAAUAUUCCAACUUUGAAAAAGAUAACAAGAAAACCGAAUAUUCCAACUCUGUAUGAGAAAAACAGAAGCUCAUCAAAACUGUUGGCUAUCGGUUCCACAUAUUACGAAGAAAGUGUUUUGUAAUGUAGAAUGGAGAUCUUCACCAAAUAUUGACCAACUAAUUAUGUAGUGUCUACCGUUGCUUGUUUUGUCUGAACUCUCAACAUAUGAAUUUAUACGAUUCAAGAUAUCCAUGCUCAAUGACAUGACACUUGUAUUACUUCCUAUUAGUAUUCACUGAGAUAUUGUGCUGAACACAAUCAUGCUCAUGAUAGUCUUAGUUUUUAUUAGGGAAAUGGAAAUCAUUGUAGCCAAAAACUCCUUGAAUAUAAAGGAAUUUUAAAGAAGAGUAAAAAGGAACGGGUUAAUACAUAUGUAUGCUUUAUGUUAGUAAUCAGGGCUUCCAUUUAUAUCUGUGUGGUUGAUUAGCCAUAUGAAAGUUCACUUCAGUAUAGAUGGAUGCAGGAAUUUUUCUUUGGGAAAUGCAUCAUUGUCCUCUCAAGUUGACUUCAGAAAUUAUUGGUGUUAUGAGAUAAGUUUAGCUUCUCUUGUGUCCCGUGAAAUGGGUCAGUGCUAUCUACAUAAUUCUACCUAUGAACAUAUUCAUCUAAAACAAAAAACGAGGCGAGUCCCUGUAUAUCAAUUUCAUGUGUUAUUUUUUCAACUUUUAUAAGAACAUGAGCAUAUCUGCCAUGAUCUUGAGCUGUCUCAAGUAUUAUAAUUGAUUACAUGUGAAUCCACUUACGUGAGAAAAAUUCAUAGUUUGUGUUUGUCGUAUUGGCAGAAUCGCAGCCAAUGACGGUAAGCCGUUAAAUGCCCCCAUCUGCUAAGAAGAAUUACUGUCUUUGCUUUUUAUUUGCACCUGUUUCUCAGCAUUGGGGGUGGGGUGAGGGGCGUCAGUCUUUACAUGCCAGCUCAUUUUCAGUACAAUUUUACUCCUGCCUGUACGAGGCAUGAUUCAGGGAGGUACUGUACAUUGUUGUUAGCCGAUCCAGCAUGUUAUCAUCUUACAUCCUGCUUGAAAUAUAUGAGGGAUGUUAAGGAUACGGAACCAGCACUUAGGAAAUUUACCAAGAAAAAGGGAAGAUGCGCAUUUUAAAAAAAAAUAGAAGUCAUGUUUGGUCAAAGGGUGGAAAGCAAACUUUGAAAACAAUUGCUAUAUUCUCAUUUUCAAGACGAAAUGAAUGCAACUAUUAAAUCCCUUUCUAAUUUGUCUACCUCCUGCCUUGUUAAAUUAAGAAGAAAGUGUUCUUUUCAUGUACUUCUAAGUAUUUGAGGUGAACACAUAUAUCUUUUAAGUACUUAUUUAAAAAUGUUGUCCCUCAUUCAGCUAUGUUUCUCAGUUGUUGUUUUUUUAAUUAAGUCUCUCUCUCUCUCUCUCUUCCUCUCUCUUCCUCUCUCUCUGUCUCUGUCUCUGUCUCUCUCUCUCUCUCUCUCUCUCUCUCUCUCUCUCUCUCUCUCUCUCUCUACUUUAAUCCAUUAAAAUGCUACACAUUUCAACUUUUUCUCCAAGGCAUAUUUUUAUUUUCAAAACAGUUUGCUGUAAUUCAUACAGCUUCAUGGAAGUGACAGAUAAUGACUGCUUCUCGGUGAAUGCUUAUUCCAUUUCUGAUUUUGGUUUCUUUAUCUCUUUUCACCCUUUUUAUUCUUGUUUUGUUUCUCAUAUAUAUGAUGAAAGGGAACUGGUGAAAGCAAAAGAAAAUUUGUAACAUGAGUAUGCAUUGUUCUAGCUACGUUUGGAAUCAUAUAGAAAUGUAUAGAAUUGUUUGUUUAUGGAGUAUACUUUGAGAAAUAAAUAGAGUCAUCAAA
Molecule: messenger RNA, 5021 nt
Organism: Aplysia californica (California sea hare)
Lineage: Eukaryota; Metazoa; Mollusca; Gastropoda; Aplysiida; Aplysiidae
Product: MAPK/MAK/MRK overlapping kinase
Biological process (GO): intracellular signal transduction; protein phosphorylation
Cellular component (GO): cytoplasm; nucleus
Molecular function (GO): ATP binding; protein serine/threonine kinase activity
Source: RefSeq, a predicted model, not a curated record